GACGACCUUGACCGUUUGCUCUUCCUGCCUCCACAUCCUGAGAGCUGAGACUGCAGACAUACAUCGCCAUUCCUGGUUUAUGUAGUUCUGGGGAUCCGACCCAGAACUGUUUGUACUCGAGGCAAGCACUCUACCAGCUGAGUACAUCUCCAGCCUCCCAGCAAUUUCAGAUUAUGAACAUACCUUCUUAUACUUCAGCCUUUCAUCCAUGCGUAGCCAUGUUCCUCAUCUGUUCUAGAAGAGUCCAGCUGCACUAUCAGUUACCUGCGGAGUAGCUGGAAGCUGACGGCUGUGCAGGAGUCACUUGGCUAGCCCCAGGUCAACCUCUCCGGCCAUACUUACUGCGUCUUCUAUCUGGGUUGCUAGUGGUGCUGGAGGGUGGCUGGGCUUCAGGGCCACUGUUUGGGCUUCAGGUUGAUCUCACGGAGAAGGCUUCAUCUUAGUGGCUACCUGCCCUCGCUGCCACCCAAUGAUUAUGUGGAUUCUGCCUUAUCCUGCUCUCACUCAGGGAGCCAUGGGUCAACCAGCCCGUGAGGAAGAGACAGAGGCGUGCAUGAAAGGGCUAAGUCGGCAGUUUCCACGGUAGUUGGGCACAAUGAACAACUCUGCUCUUUUCCAGAGGGUUCAGACUCUCUCUGGUUGUCAUCUUCAGAGCUCCAUUCAGGCAAAAACAGCCAACAGGAAGCAGAGAUGUCCACUUCAGCUCUGCCAGAUGUGGGAGGCACACUGCCAGGAUACCUCCCCACAUCCCGAUGAACACUGCUCUGGUCCUGACACCAAUACACUUGGCAUUCUGAACUUGUUGCUUCAAGGGCUAGUGCCCAAGCCCCAUUACUGUAGACUAGGACAGCAACCAUGUGUGACGGAGCUCAUGAUUUGCAAUAUAACCUUGCCACUGAUCAGCAGGCUGUUGCUUCACCUUGUACUCAUGAGUAUCCUUUUCCAUGAGCCUGAACCAUUCAGCUUGGCUUGUGUCCUGGGGUGGCCGUCAUCUCUGCUACUAAUCGCUGAGCAGAGUCUUCCAGGAGGAAGAGCCCCUUCUCCAGCCACAGCUCCAGUGCUCCUAAACUGCAGUGAGCCUAGCCCACCCCCAGAGGUUGAGGAAGGCCAUGAAACUAGGGGGGGGUUAGCUGGGCUGCUUGGGGGAAAAAAAGCAGGAAACAAUUUACUCUGUUUUCUACAGCCAGAUAUUCGAGUUCUGUUUUCAUGUGAAGACUCAGAGCUCGAGUGCCCACUGUCCAAUGGACAAGCCAACCAUCAUCUCCACGACCCCAUGAGUUUCCUCUCCAACAAAAUCUAGGAUUCCCUGGUUCCCCUGGAGGAUUCCAGAACACUGUAGCCCAAGAACAGUGAGGAAGUCAAGGACACUGAAGGAGCAGACACAGAUCUGGUGGACUCCACACUUAACUCCUGCCCAGAGAUCCAAAUUGGUGUGGAAGACAAGAAUCCUGGAGAACACCAGCCAGCUAUUCCCUUAUAUACAGAGAAGGCUCUCAUUAACGGUGGGAGCUCUAUUGUGCCUCUGGGUGCACUUUCUUCCUCUUUUCCUAGUCACUUUAGCUCAGUCACAUUGAGCUUUGAGUCCCUCAGGAGUUCAGGUGACACAGUUGUCAUCCAGAACCUUCAUGUCUCUGGCACCAUCACCACUGCAAGACCACACCCAUGCAUACUCUACACUGAGAAGUAUGAGACAGCCCCCAAUGUUGAGAACAGUGUUGCCCAAGAGCUGGCCCUCCACACCAUGGAUCACCAUUCCCAGGAGGUUUUCAAUCUACAGAACCUUCUAGAAGACAGCCCUACUGUGAAAACUUAUCAAAACAUAAAGGGUCUUUAAAAGCUCUUUCCAGAUCAUCCAUUUGGAAAUGUGGACAGUGACAGAGUAGAAGCCCCCAAAGAUAUCAUGGAUUCUGUCCUUCACCACCCAACAUCACCAGGACUGAUGAAGAAGUGUGGGACAGGUGGGAAAGAUGGAGAAUCGAAGAGGAGCCCCACAGAGGAGCUGAACAAUGCUGGGAAUGGACAGCAGCUCCAGACGGAAGGCAAGAAGGCUUGGGAGUUCAGACUGAGGCUCCUACCAGGUCCAGACAGAAGUCCAGAAAGAAUCUCUAAAGAUGAUGUGGAGUUGUCAGAUACAGCCAUGCUAGUUCAAGACCUCAACCGUAACCCAGAACAGAGUAGAAUUAGCUACAGACAGCCCAGGAGCAAACAAAUUCUGGCCGAGCCAGAGUCAGGUCAACCUCUCAUCAACAGACGUUUCAUUUAUGGCUCUGGGGAUGUCGUCCUGGUAUUCUUGGAUGUCAGUGUCUCUGUUGAAGAGGCUGACACAACCACCUCUGCCUCAGAUACCUCAGGCAAGUCCCAGAGGCUAGGUGUCUCCCUUUGGAGUUAUUCACACAUUCUUUGA
Molecule: messenger RNA, 2404 nt
Organism: Peromyscus leucopus (white-footed mouse)
Lineage: Eukaryota; Metazoa; Chordata; Mammalia; Rodentia; Cricetidae
Product: sorting nexin-19
Molecular function (GO): phosphatidylinositol binding
Source: RefSeq, a predicted model, not a curated record